AUGUCGAAAGGGAUUGUCACCGUACAAGCGAUUCAGCAAGAUCAGAUAACUCAGAUUGCCUGCCAGUACUGGGCACCUUACUCUAAAAAUCACCUUCCUUUUGAUGCUGAUGUAGUCAGUCGUAUAUAUUCGGAGCAGAUUUUCAUCGAUGGCGCUUAUGCAUCUAAAAAAAUCGUUAUGUUGGAAUUCAGCCAGUAUCUUGAGAGAUACCUUUGGCCAAAUUACGACCCCUCAACUGCUGAUGUUAAAUACCUUAUGUCGAUGGUUGUGAUGAUCAAUGAAAAAUUCCGUGAAAGGAUUUUAGCCUGGCGGUGCAUCUGUGAGCGGCCUGCUAAGUUUCCUGCAUUUUUUCGCUCUGUACUCAGGUUGGCCCUAGAAGAUACUGAACUUAGUACAGUGGAACAGUCGGCAAUAAUAACCUUUUUCGUUAAUUGCUGCAACUCAAUCGAAGUUGACGUAGUCCGCGAAGAAUUCGUAAAAAUAGUUUCGCUUUCGUCAUGGAUCAAUUUAUUACCGGUGCAGCGGGAUGACAUGUUUAACAGUUAUCCUAAAUUACGUAAAUAUUGGAAAAUUAUUGAAAAAAAAAGUGCCAGUAUGAAUGAAGAGCAGAGGAGGAAUUUUGAAUUCGAAAGGACGUUUGUGUGGAAGAUUUUACAAAAAUUCAAGGAAAAACUGAAUGAAAUUGACGAUGAGAACAAAGAAAUUGAUUUGGAUGAUAUACAUUACAUGGAACGUUGUUUGGAAUGGUUCAUAGACCUGGAGGCAUUACUUACUACGAGGCGUUUUUUUAAUGCGAUGUUGCGCUCUAGUCACCUUAUUGCUUACUGCACUCUUUCUUCUUUAAUAACUUCUGAAGUUGGAAGUUUGUUUUGUCAACUGGUGAGUAUGCUUCGGUUUUAUCAGCGCUUUGAAAUAGACGAUAUUAAUGGUGAAGCGUUGUCUGCGUCUGAGUUGCUGGAGGUUUUCGAAAAGUUUAGGGCUUUUGUAGCAGAUUUUUGUUCACUUUUCAGCGACACAAUGCGCGAAUUCUAUUCAGUCAAUGUUAAUGCCUGUGACUCGAGGAAAGCUUUAGUCAAACAGUUUGGGUCUAUGAGUGUGAAGGAUUUGCGUAAAUUUGCUGUAUGCUUGCAUCUUCUUAGUGAUGAAAAGAUUAUAGACGAUUCAGGUGAUAGUCAUGAUCAUUACUCUCACGAAUAUUUGACUGAAAUUAUUAUAUCUCACUGUGAAAGAAAUAUAAACCAACUACAGCAGCUCAACGAGCAGCCGUUGUAUCCGACUGAAAAAGUUAUUUGGGACGAAAAUUUAGUUCCAUAUGACGAGUAUUCUGGAGAAGGCGUGCUUGCUCUCAACAAGUUGAAUUUGCAGUUCUUAACGUUUCAUGAUUACUUGCUGAGGAACUUUAAUUUGUUUCAGAUGGAGUCCACAUAUGAAAUUCGGCAGGACAUUGAAGACGCUGUUUUCCGAAUGAAGCCUUGGGCCCAUGAAACCAACCCUAGAGAGAUUGUGUGGGGUGGGUGGGCUCGUAUGGCUACUCCUUUACACAGCUUUCAGAUAGUAGAAGUUGGGAAACCUCUUCUUGGAGAGAAGAGCCCUGCAGUAGUGAAGGCUGAUAUUUCGAUCACACUUCCAAGAAGAAACGAUCUUCGUUCCGAGUGGGAAGGUUUGAGGAAACAUGAUGUUUGUUUUCUACUUACCGUUCGUUCUGAGGCGCCGGUAGGAACAAAGUUCAAUCCAAGAAAACCAUUUAAGGAACAGAUCAAGAUUGGAUACGUGCGUGGUUGUGAAAUUGAGGGGAUGAUUGAUUCUAUGGGGAAUGUUAUUGAAGAAUAUGAAACAUACGAGAAAAAACCGCAAAUCGAGGGAGACAUUCGUACUUACAGGGUCUGGCUUGACCAAAAUCAGUACAGGAUUGAUAUGGCCGCACAUCAAGAUAAGGGAGCUGAAGAUGUAUAUUACACAUUCAAUUUAUUAAUUAGACGAGACCCCAAAACUAACAAUUUUAAAGCUGUUUUAUAUACUAUUCGACAACUGUUGAAUACUGAAUGUGUAGUUCCUGAUUGGUUGCACGACUUGAUAUUAGGUUAUGGCGACCCCAGUGCUGCGAAUUACAAAUCGUUGAGUAAUUCUGUACCAACGAUGGACUUUUGCGACACGUUCCUCUCUUAUGACCAUCUUGUAGCUUCAUUUCCAGAACACAAGAUUAUACCAUCCAACGGUACUCAAGAAUUGGCGCCACCUUUCAGGCUAACAUUUAAGGAACUAGAGCCGCAGCACGGAUUGGAAGAUGCUGAACAAGAUAAAUCGAUUGUCGUAGAGCCGUAUGUGGUCCCUAGUAGAGGACCAUAUCCACAUGUUGAACCACGUCGGAAUACUAUUUUAUUUACUCCUGCACAAGUAGAAGCUAUUAAGUCUGGUAUGCAGCCUGGUUUGACCAUGGUUGUUGGCCCUCCCGGAACUGGUAAAACUGACGUAGCUGUACAAAUUAUUUCUAAUAUUUACCACAACUGGCCGGAGCAGAGGACAUUGGUGGUGACACACUCCAAUCAGGCUUUAAAUUUGCUAUUUGAGAAAGUGAUAGCGCUUGAUGUAGAUGAGCGCCAUUUACUUCGGAUGGGGCAUGGUGAGGAAACGUUGGAGACAGAAAAAGACUUUAGUCGUUAUGGCCGUGUUAAUUAUGUUUUGAAACAACGUUUGGAUUUAUUGAAAGAGGUGUUUGCUCGUUGGGAAAAAUUUGAAAAUGACGUCAACAGCUUAUCGACUAGUGAAAAACAAAUUCCAGGAGUUGUAGGGAAAUAUUUUCCUUUUGGGAAGUAUUUCGAAGAUGCGCCGCAACCUCUCUUUAAGGGCACCUCCUUUGAAGACGAUUGGGAAGUUGCACAGGGAUGCUGGCGUUAUAUACGUGGCAUAUUUAAUCAACUGGAAGAGUUCCGUUCAUUUGAAUUGCUACGCUCUGGUCGGGACAGGGCUGAAUACCUACUUGUAAAAGAAGCUAAAAUAAUUGCCAUGACGUGCACACAUGCAGCACUGAGGAGGAAAGAUUUGGUAGAAUUGGGUUUCCGUUACGAUAAUAUUAUCAUGGAAGAAGCGGCUCAAAUUUUGGAAAACCCACAGGAUGGUAGAAGUCGCCUUAAAAGGUGGAUAAUGAUCGGAGAUCAUCACCAGCUACCUCCAGUCGUUCAAAAUAUGGCCUUUCAGAAGUACUCAAACAUGGAACAGAGUCUCUUUGCUCGUUUUGUACGACUCAGAGUUCCACAUGUUCAGCUUGACCGUCAAGGACGAGCGAGAGCAGAACUCGCUGCUCUUUACAACUGGCGUUAUAAGAAUCUUGGAAAUCUUCCCCACAUUCAAUCUUUUGAACAGUUUCAGCUUGUUAAUCCUGGUUUUAUGUUCAAUUACCAGCUUAUAGAUGUACCAGAUUUUAACGGGAUUGGGGAAACCACUCCAAGCCCUUAUUUUUACCAAAAUCUUGGAGAGGCAGAAUAUGCUGUUGCUUUGUAUACAUAUAUGAGGAUCUUGGGUUAUCCCUCAGAAAAAGUUUCUAUUUUAACUACAUAUAAUGGGCAAGCAUCAUUGCUUCGGGACGUUGUAGAAAAACGGUGCGCAAAUAACCCUCUCAUAGGGUCUCCGCAUAGGAUUUCUACAGUGGACAAAUAUCAAGGUCAACAGAAUGAUUAUGUAAUUCUUUCACUAGUGCGGACUAAGAAUAUAGGACAUAUACGGGAUGUAAGACGACUGGUGGUUGCACUUUCUCGGGCUAGGCUCGGUCUUUAUGUGUUAGCUAGAACCAGCCUUUAUCGCAAUUGCUUUGAGUUAACUCCUGCUUUUCAGAAAUUGUGCCUGUAUCCGCGGAAACUGUUGAUUGUUCCUAAUGAAACGUUUCCUGCAAAGCGAAAGAUUGGUGUUCCUCCUCCGAUGGAACCGAUUGAAAUACAGGACACCUCUCAUAUGAGUAACUUCGUGCAUCAGUUGUACAUAAGUAAUAUGGAGCAAAUGAAAGAAAACUAUAAGUUACAUAUGAAGGAGUUUUUCAACGCAAGAAAGGCUGCUCUUGAGGCGGAGCUUGCUGCAGAAGCGGAGGCUCGGGCUGUUGAAGAAGCAAAAACAGAGGAGGAGAAGGGUGUUCCUGAGCCAGUGGAGGCGGGUUCUCAAGAAACUAAGAUAGUUUUCGAAAGUAUGGAUUUUGAAAGGCAAGAUCCAAGUGUUCUUGGAAAGUAA
Enterobius vermicularis (human pinworm) is the source of this 4215-nucleotide messenger RNA. Lineage: Eukaryota; Metazoa; Nematoda; Chromadorea; Rhabditida; Oxyuridae. The record is from the annotation of a GenBank genome assembly.